AUGGAUGACAAUCAGAACACCCGAGGCCAACGCCAUCCCAAGCAGCCCUGGGGCGAACUCAAGCCUCAACUCAGCCCCCGAACCCGCGCAGUAACCUGCACCGAUCCCGUCGUCAUCGGCGAGUCCAUCAUCAACCGUUCCCGCCCCGAUGGCUCUUCUCGCAUCGCCCCCCUAUUCGAGCAAGACGGUCGCAUCAGCAGUCACUACCACGGCCUCGCCGCCAAGAAGGAGGAUUUGCAGAUUGGCAAUGAUGAUGAUGAUGAAGAUGACGAUCCUUUUGUCGAGACCAACGAGAACAUGAUCAUGAACAAGAACGAGGGCAGCAUUACAGCUCCUGCAAACCGUAACCUCGUCUCUGCCGUCGCCGCUCCUUUCGUUGCAAUCCAUAGUGACGACGAGGACAAGAAGAAUGAUACCCUCUCCUUCGCCGGCCAUCAGACUCAUCUUUUGGACAACAAUCAUCAUCACCACAAGGGGGCCAACAGUAAUGCCAUCAUGAGCUCCAUGGCCCGAGAUCUACCCACCCAGUCCAAGCAGCAGGAGCAGCAGCAGCAGCAGCAGCACAAACAGCGGACCACCACCACCACCACCGCCAACACCACCGUCGUCAGCUCCACCGGCUCUCCUCAGCCCAAGAUCCCCGGCCGCCGACGCAACCAGACCAUGCCGACCGCCGCCACGUCUCCGUACCGCCAUCACCGCCGCACAAACGCCAUCUCCGUGGCCCGCCGCUUCUCGCUGCAGCAGCACCUCCGCGAGCACGGCCAGCCCCAGCAGAUCGGCGAGGCCCAGGACGAUGAGGACGAGACCAAGACCGACGACGACAAGGACGGCGAGAACAAGACGUCGUCGUCUCAUGGCUCCUCCUCUCCCCCUCCUGCCUCUCCCUCCACCUCUCCCAUGCCCGCUCCUGCCCCCGCCCCCCGCCGCCACCCCAGCCUCCCGCGUUCGGCCCCCAUCGACAUCGCCUCGCCCAAGUCUCCGGCCUCGAAGCGCGCCAAUGCCGAGGCCAUGGAGCUCAAGGAGGCCGCCCGCCGUCGUGACGGCGGUGGUCACAACUCGACUUUUUCGUCGAGUCAGUCUUCCCCCGGCGGCGGCGGCGACGGCGAGCCCAUGGUGGUCGGCGACAUGUCGCCGUGGGACACCGCUGCUCGCUCGCCUGCGCGAAAGUAG
Pestalotiopsis fici W106-1 is the source of this 1173-nucleotide messenger RNA. RefSeq lists its product as uncharacterized. NCBI's taxonomy places the organism in Eukaryota, Fungi, Ascomycota, Sordariomycetes, Amphisphaeriales, Sporocadaceae. Bases 1 to 1173 code for a protein of 390 amino acids. The record is from RefSeq and is a predicted model, not a curated record. The transcript has a single exon.